Messenger RNA from Drosophila elegans, 938 nucleotides. RefSeq names its product extensin. The transcript has 2 exons. NCBI's taxonomy places the organism in Eukaryota, Metazoa, Arthropoda, Insecta, Diptera, Drosophilidae. Bases 96 to 788 code for a protein of 230 amino acids. The record is from RefSeq and is a predicted model, not a curated record.
AAUGGAAAGACAUUAACAGCCGAACCAACAGGUCGAGCACAUCGAUCGCGAAGCUAAUCCCCCAAAGAAACCAAACAACUAAACCCCCAAGCAAGAUGUGGCAACUGACAUGGGCCUUUGCAUUGGCUUUCCUUUUAGUGGGUGGUGAGGCCAAGCCCUCGCAAUUCUUCAAUCAUCACUUCAACCACUUUGAUCCUCAUCAUACGAGCCACUUUGAUGGGCACCAUCUGAACCACUUGGAUACUCUACAUGCUCUGCCGCACCAUUUGGAUUACGCGGUGCAGGAGGCAGUUCUUCCGCCGCCGGCUCCUUUGCUUCCAGCGGUGGCUCCACCACCAGCAUUUGCUCCUGCCCCGCCGGCUUACGGUCCUGCACCACCUGUUUAUGGCCCAGCACCACCAGUUUAUGGGCCUGCACCACCUGUAUUAGCUCCUGCUCCACUUUUGCCAGCUCCUGCUCCUCUGUUACCCGCUCCAGCACCACUUUUACCAGCUUCAGCACCAUUUUUACCUGCACCAGCUCCUCUUUUACCCGCUCCUGCACCUGCUUUCCUCCCAGCUGCUGCACCACUUCUGCCAGAGUUCCAUGUGCCCACCGUAACCCACAAAGUGCUGCCACCCAUCCUGGAGGCAGUGCCCUUUGCACCCACCUAUCGAGCCAUUCCCGGACCCAAGACCACCACCCACCGCGUGUCCAUUGGGUAUGCAUUCCCCAAGCUGCUAGCCGCGCCACACGCCCACCUGAAAGCCCUGCCCUUGAAGUUCGCCCAUCACCAUUCGUUGUUCUAGGACAAUGCAAAAACACCAUUAGGAUGAUGGAAACCUCACCAAAGAGUCAUCAAAGUCAGCUAGUAAAUGUUAAAUUUUAACCUACAAUUAUACCAAAACAAAACAAUAAUUUAUCGAAUAAUUAUAGAGAAAUAAAACGAUGUUUAAAAA